AUGGCCUGCGUCGUGCCUGGCUUUCUGCCAUGGCGACAUAUCUUUGCACAGGCAGAUCCCCCUGUACCUAGACGCUCCUCUUUGACCCGCAAUGCGAGCCAGCAGGCGCUGCAGCAUACACCAUCGCGCACGACACCGUACUAUGCAGGUCUCGUGAACCCCAAUAUCUACUGCUUUUUUAACAGCGUUGUGCAAAGUCUCGGGAGUGUGCAUCAUCUUGCCAUGUACCUCGAUGAAGUUGUGAACAUGUCCGACCGUUGGGACGUAGAUACGCCUGUGUCUGAUACCCUGCGCAGCAUGCUUGUUGCGCUCAAUACGCCGCAGGCAAAAUCGCAGGCGCUGGUCCCACGCGACUUGCAGCGCGCCUUACGAUCCGUGCCCCAGUCGCAUGGACUGUAUUCUCUUGUAUCAGCGCAGCAGCAGCAGGAUGCCCACGAGCUUGCUGUGCUCCUCAUACAUGCGCUGGACGCUGAGCUGGGCCGCAUCCAGCAUACACGCGCGAAGCGUUUGCAAGAAGGAUCGCAAGGCCUCGCAGCGCUUGUGGGACCGUCGCAUGUCCAGCGCGGUCUCCCACGUACGCGUCUGGGGCAGCAUGGUGAUCAUGUAACCAAUAUCUUCCAUGGCACCAUGGCGCAGCGAACAGCGUGUGCUGAGUGCGGAUAUAUGGAAGCUGUGCGUUUCUUUGCCAUGUCAGAGUUGGACUUGGUUGUCCCACCCACAUCCAGCACGCUCGAGCAGUGCCUGGCCGCAUGGACGCAGCUGGAACAGAUCGACUGGACAUGCCAUGGCUGCACUCUCCGCGCGACGCAACAGCGAGUGGUAGCCGAAAAGGCACGGUGCGAUGCCUUACCGCCUAGCAAGCGCACGGCCAAGCAGCGACAGACCUUGGAUGCUCAGCUUGCACAGAUCCGUGCCGCUUUGCAAGGCGCCUGGCACGAAGCAGAUAUGGAUCCAACGAUCCCUUGGACGCGUGCACAAAGCUCCUGUGCGACCAAGCAAGUGAUGCUCGCCUCGCCACCGCCCGUCCUUGUCAUUCACCUGAAUCGAUCCUCGUUCUCUCUGGGCGCGUUUGGCGCGAGUAAGAAUCAUGCCCGAGUCCACUUCCCGGACCGUCUCAACGUGGCGCCGUUCAUGGUGGGAUCCACACUCUCCGCGGCGGCCAUACGGCCGCUAUCGACACCUGACACGACACCGGUUUGGUACCAAUUGGUUGCGGUAGUUACGCACUAUGGCUCUCACAACUAUGGCCAUUACGUGUGCUUCCGGAAACGACCGCAAGGCAAGUGGACACGGAUCUCAGACGAAACCGUCCAAGUAUGCACGUUGGACGACGUGCUCGCACAGAAUCCGUAUCUGCUUCUGUAUGAACGCAUGACGUCCACAGAUCCCACCAAGCCCCCUACACCCUGCUGCGCACGUACAUGUCAGCGCUGGGAUGUGACUACCGUGCCCGACUAUCAAUCUUUUACAAACCAGGCGUCCUAG
Molecule: messenger RNA, 1485 nt
Organism: Malassezia pachydermatis
Lineage: Eukaryota; Fungi; Basidiomycota; Malasseziomycetes; Malasseziales; Malasseziaceae
Product: cysteine proteinase
Exons: 1
Coding region: 1-1485 (494 amino acids)
Biological process (GO): protein deubiquitination
Cellular component (GO): cytosol; nucleus
Molecular function (GO): cysteine-type deubiquitinase activity; cysteine-type endopeptidase activity
Source: RefSeq, a predicted model, not a curated record